AUGAUGACCUCAUCUCGACCCCGCGAUGAAGCUGCGGGAAAUUUUAGCAGCCGUCGCGGUCAUGCAAGUCAACUUUCAAUCUCAGACCCGAGCCAUCAUGUCACAGAAGCUAUAGGGACGCUGUAUGGCGAUGAGGACGAUUCUGGGUCCGAAACUGGCGGUCGACCAUUAAGUUUUAUCGAUGGAUCUUCGUAUCACGAGCAGAUACAACGACCAGCCCAUCUCGACUCGCAGCACCAUGCUCAUGCCCGCUCCCGACAUCAGCAGCAAAUGGAAUACGAUUCCCGCAAGCCCUUGACGCGGUCAAUGUCGGAUGAACCUUACGCCACACAGUCCUCCUAUGAAGAACAUGGCGAGAGCCUUAAAAAAUCACAAACCUUGAACAUCCCCUCACCGAACCGUCGAACCAGCAUGCAGUAUGAAGGAGGUUCCAAAGCGCCUGCAUCGCCGGCUUUGUCACUACGCGAUGUUCAAGCCGGCGAGGCGGGUUCGCAGUUUCCGCUUACCAACAUUGACAACCCAAAUGAUAUCGCGCAGGAAUUGAGCAACCUGCAAGCUCUCAGGCGCAUGUCCAUGGAUGUCGGAAACAGUAUUGAUCCGGAUAUGCCACCUAUCGGACUUUCAGCAAUGCCAGUCAUAGCCCCGUCUGGCAAUGACGACGAGAACGAUCCAUCGAGGCUUUUAUGGGUCCCAGCCAGAGUUCACCCCGAACUGGCUCCGAGUGAAUUCAAGUCCUUCCUGGAGAACCGUGUACAGUCGAUUAGAAGGAGAUCAGGCGAGUCUUUUCUUUCUGCAGAAGGCGGUGACCCGAAUCGCAGCAACUCGGGGUCCCUGAGACGCCAGAAAUCAAUGCUCUCUCGGCAGAUUGACAACUCCAGUGGGCAAGGAGCAGUAGGAUAUGUCGACGGGGCAGACCGCCUGGAGCGCAAACGGUCAACUGCGGGCAGCCAUAACCGCGAAUUAAGCCUUGAUGAGUUGGUCAAGGACCCUACUCGUGCCGUUCAAAAGCUUGCCAAGGAAGUACAGAAUACCCCCUGUGGAGAAGAGGGUAGCACUGAUGAUAUGCCAAUUCUUCCCAUGGCUCCUGGGAUGGGGCUGAGACGAUCGACAAGAACGACGUAUCGCAAGGGUGGUAGUCUACGAUCUGGCGACAGAGUACCAUUUUCAAAGCGUCUGGCCCAAAAGCAACAAGACGGUGAAUUGCCGGGUCUGCCAAGUGUACCUACAAGGGACGGGUUACGGGGACACACACCAGACAGGGUUCAAGAGCCACUGUCAGAAAACUAUUCGAGGCCAUCAAGAUCGGCCAGAAAGCAAUGGGACUUUUGUCAAGACUCGCCAGGUAACGACGGCUCUUCUCCUUACGAAGAAGACGCUAGGGUCACAUCACCGCCGGUGCAAGAGCAGCUCCAUGUCCGAGCAAUCUCGAUGCCAACCGUUGCGUCACCUCCAGAGGGUGAGCCGCGAAACGACGAUCCAGGCCAUGCAAGCAAUCAAUUCUCGGGGACAUUUCCCCAACGGUCCUCAUCACAGACUACUGGCUCGUUGAAACCCGAAUCCACGCCAAAGACACCCGAAGUCGUUGUGGAAGAUUCACUUGGUCCCCAAGCCGGUAGACAUUCAACGCCGGUAACCGCGGUAGGACCACCCCCCCGCCGGUGCAAGAGCAGCUCCAUGUCCGAGCAAUCUCGAUGCCAACCGUUGCGUCACCUCCAGAGGACUACUGGCUCGUUGAAACCCGAAUCCACGCCAAAGACACCCGAAGUCGUUGUGGAAGAUUCACUUGGUCCCCAAGCCGGUAGACAUUCAACGCCGGUAACAAAUAACUAUCCCCUUCAAAAACAAAACCAGCAGGCUCAGUACUCAUCGAAACCUCUCCCGCCUUCACAGCAACCGUCGUAUAAUGACAAAUUCGCAUCACCAUCAUCGUCUCUUCUCACCGGCGACGCAUCACGAACUGACAACCUCACUGUUAUCCCAACAUUCAGCCAAAUUGACAAGAAGUCCGACAAACGAUCAAAAAAAGACAGGGACGACGAUGCUUCCAGCACAUCAAGCAAAUCGGGAAGUGCAUGGAAAUGGUUCAAGGGUGUUACUGACGACAAGGAUAAGAAAAAAGAGGAGAAUAAACGGGCAAAGGCCAAGGCGCUUGCUGAAAAAUCGUCUGACAAAACGUCUGACAAUGCUAGGCUUGAUGUUAUUCAGAGCUCAAUUGACAAGACGCCCGCGAAGGGACGUGAAAGUCUGGUCCUGGAUAGGGACAACGUUGACAACAAGUUGUUGGAGGAGCGGAAAAAAGAAAGCCACCGAAAAAGCGACUCCAAGAAAGACAAGGAUGGUAACAUUUUCUCCUCGAUUUUCGGCGGUAGCAAACGGAAAGAAGAGAAGGAAAAGUCUGGCAAAAAGAGCCAGCACCUCCAAGUUCCUGAGGAGCCGGUUUACAAGCCUUUGCAGCCCGACGUGGAUUACAACUGGACACGUUUCCCGUUGUUGGAGGAGAGAGCUAUCUAUCGAAUGGCUCAUAUCAAACUGGCCAAUCCUCGUCGACCGCUUCUCAGCCAAGUGCUGCUCAGUAAUUUCAUGUACAGCUAUCUGGCCAUUGUCCAGGCUAUGCAUCCUCAAAUGAACGUACCGACAUCUCCGCAACAGAAGCGACUCGAAGAGGAGGCUCGGCGGAAGAGACAAGAGCAAGAGUAUCUUGCACAACAGCAAAUGGAUGACGAGGAUGCUGACAAUAGCUUGGAGCAAUACAAUUUUGACUAUCACAGAGCUGCUGUCCAGUAUGCUGAGUCUGGAUCUGAGAGCCAAGUGGAUUAUGUUGAUGAAGCUCAAAUUUACGAAGAUGAGCACGGAAGUGAUAACCAAGAAGAUUACAGCUAUGACAACCAAGACGGAUAUGGCCACAGUGUCAAGGAUUACUACCAAUAUCAAGGUGGUGAUUCAGACCACCGGCAUCAUGGUGGCAACAGUAUGUGGUGA
Messenger RNA from Metarhizium acridum CQMa 102, 2979 nucleotides. The record is from RefSeq and is a predicted model, not a curated record. NCBI's taxonomy places the organism in Eukaryota, Fungi, Ascomycota, Sordariomycetes, Hypocreales, Clavicipitaceae.